AUCAACACAACACAUAAAUACCCACACGAUGAUCGCCAUAGGACUCGAAGGAAGCGCCAACAAGAUUGGGAUAGGCGUCAUUUCUCAUCCUGGACCAGAUAAGCCGCCUAUCAUUCUCUCAAACCUCAGACAUACGUACAUUUCCCCGCCAGGCGAGGGCUUCCUCCCAAAGGACACAGCACUACAUCACCGAGCAUGGGUUGUGAGAUUGAUAAAACAGGCGGUGCGACAAGCUGGCGUGAAGAUUGAGGAUAUUGAUUGCAUAUGUUACACAAAAGGACCUGGCAUGGGCGCUCCAUUACAGAGUGUUGCGCUUGCAGCCAGGACCAUCAGUCUGCUCUGGGGGAAACCCAUAAUAGGCGUGAACCAUUGCGUUGGGCAUAUCGAGAUGGGCCGCGCAAUAACUCACGCCGAUAACCCCGUUGUGCUGUACGUCUCAGGUGGCAACACUCAGGUGAUCGCAUACUCCGCCCAACGCUACCGUAUCUUUGGAGAGACACUCGAUAUUGCGAUAGGAAACUGCAUCGACCGUUUUGCUCGCACCCUCAUGAUACCGAACAACCCUUUCCCCGGAUACAAUGUCGAGCAGCUGGCGAAGAAGGGCAAAAAUCUGGUCGAUCUGCCGUACGGCGUCAAGGGCAUGGACGCGAGUUUCUCCGGCAUCCUGGCUGCUGCUGAUCUCCUCGCGCGAGGACUCGAUGAAUCACUCCCUCACGCAAAACGAUUGAAGACAGAAGACGGAGAAAUUGUUACACGAGAAGACAUGUGUUUCUCACUCCAAGAAACCAUCUUCGCCAUGCUCGUCGAGAUCACUGAGCGCGCAAUGGCACACGUUGGGUCGCAACAGGUUCUUGUCGUUGGUGGCGUGGGCUCCAACGAGCGGUUACAACAAAUGAUGGGUAUGAUGGCGAGGGAUCGAGGGGGCAGUGUCUUUGCGACUGAUGAGCGGUUUUGCAUCGACAACGGGAUUAUGAUCGCGCAUGCUGGGUUGCUGGAGUACGGCACAGGAGUGAGGACAGAUUUGGGGGAUACAACGUGUACGCAGAGGUUUAGGACCGACGAAGUAUUCGUAGGGUGGAGAGAUUGAGUGUGAAACAAUGAGAUACCCCGGACUGAUGUUCGCCAGCUUUUGACACAGCUGGUGCUGAAAAUGCUGGCGACUUUGCCGUUCAAUAUGUAUUUUGUACGGGCAAGUCUCAUAGUACCAUUUCCCCCCAACCGAGAUUCCCUACAUGUACAACUUGUUUUGCCUACUUCGUACUUUGACAUUUCGCCAGCCGGCGAGCCUCGCCAUGUCUUGUUCUUCGAUCGUUUUCGGUAUAUGCCACUCAGGCUGGAGG
Messenger RNA from Dothidotthia symphoricarpi CBS 119687, 1340 nucleotides. RefSeq names its product peptidase M22, glycoprotease. Gene Ontology annotation, cellular component: EKC/KEOPS complex; cytoplasm. The coding region runs from base 287 to 1087 and encodes 266 amino acids. The transcript has 2 exons. NCBI's taxonomy places the organism in Eukaryota, Fungi, Ascomycota, Dothideomycetes, Pleosporales, Dothidotthiaceae. The record is from RefSeq and is a predicted model, not a curated record.